Messenger RNA from Malus domestica (apple), 1785 nucleotides. Its product is annotated as serine carboxypeptidase 1-like. The record is from RefSeq and is a predicted model, not a curated record. NCBI's taxonomy places the organism in Eukaryota, Viridiplantae, Streptophyta, Magnoliopsida, Rosales, Rosaceae. Gene Ontology annotation, molecular function: serine-type carboxypeptidase activity. Gene Ontology annotation, biological process: proteolysis. Gene Ontology annotation, cellular component: vacuole.
UAUUCUUAGCAGCAAAUAGUGAAAAAUGAAGCUUUCAUUGCUUUCAUGUUUGUUGCUUCUCUCUUGCUACCAGUUGGCCUUUCUCAUAUUAUCAUGCAAUGCGACCAUUUACCAAAUGAAGAACCUCAACAAAUUGAUCAAGUCUCGCAAAUCUGGAAAUCCUCUUCAUUCUAAAUCAUGGGAUCGCUUAGAUGUCGCACCAGACCACUAUUCUCCGGUGUAUGUCGGAUCACAAGAAGGGUUGAUGGAAGCUGAUAAGAUUGAUGCCUUGCCAGGACAGCCUGAAGGAGUAAAUUUUAAUCACUAUGCAGGCUAUGUUACUGUGGACCCUAAAGCUGGGAGGGAAUCGUUCUACUAUUUUGUAGAGUCACCCCAAAAUUCUUCAACCAAUCCUCUGGUGGUGUCAUUACACGGAGGACCUGGAGGAUGCUCACCUUUUGGAUAUGGAGCCUUGGAAGAACUAGGACCAUUCAGAGUUAGCAGUGACAACAAGACACUAAUCUCUAAUGACUAUGCUUGGAACAACGUGGCAAACGUGCUCUUCUUGGAGACUCCAUUAGGGACUGGGUUCUCAUAUUCAAACACAUCGUCUGACUAUGAAACUGUGGGUGAUCAGAGCACAGCUGAGGACAACUACGUUUUUCUUGUAAACUGGCUGGAGAGAUUUCCCCAAUAUAAAACCAGGGAUUUGUUCAUCACUGGAGAGAGUUCUGCAGGCCAUUACGCACCUCAACUUGCUUACACCAUUCUCUCUAACAACAAUGUCACCAAUCAAACAAAAAUCAAUCUCAAAGGAAUUGCAAUUGGGAAUCCUUAUAUCGAUGAUAAUACCGCUCUACUAGCCAUUUUCGAUAAUUUGUGGACACAUGCUUUCAACUCUGACGAAACCAAUGCAGGAAUACACAAAUAUUGUAACCUUACUAAUUUAGGUGAUAAUCCCUCCGAAGAGUGUCGUAGAUAUGUGUCUCAAGCAGUCAUGGAGCUAGGAGAAGAUAUUGAUAUUGCCAACAUCUAUGCUCCAGUUUGCACAACAUCAGAGGACGAUUCAGAACCCAAAUCUGCCUCAACUGGUUCUGUUGCUGCUGAUUUUGAUCCAUGUUCUGACAACUAUGUGGAGGCCUAUCUAAACCUUGCCGAGGUGCAGUCAGCUCUUCAUGCAAGACCGACAAAGUGGACUGCUUGCAGUGAUACUGAUUGGACGGACAGCCCAACAACCAUGCUACCCACAAUACAACAGCUCAUUGAAAGUGGGAUAAGCUUGUGGAUAUAUAGUGGAGACACCGAUGGGUACUUUUCAGUCACAUCUUCUAGAUACGCCCUACACAUCCUCAACUUACCAAUCCAGACACCCUGGAGGCCAUGGCACUCUAGUACUGAAGAGGUCGGAGGAUAUGUGGUUGGGUACGAAGGGCUGACAUUUGCUACGGUGAGGGGAGCUGGGCUCAUGGUUCCCACCUACCAACCAGAGCGAGCACUCACCUUGAUCUCAUCUUUCCUUCAAGGACAGCUUCCUCCUCUCCCUCCCCCUCCCUCUCCCUAAUUCCAAGAACAUCAUUUUCCGCCGGCACCGCUGCCGUCGUAUGGAGCUAUUCACUCGGCCAGAUAGUCAUUUGGUUUAGGAGGUGUUUUCAAUAAUAUAAGCCCAAUAUAAUAGGCUUUAGGCUUCAGUUUCAUUAAUAUUUGCUUUUCCGGAGCUGUAGGGUUUUCAUAUCCUACAUCGAUGUUUAUUGUCUCUUUUAUUUAGAAAAUAAUACAAGCUUCACAUUCCUACUUAAUAAUAUGAAU